AUGGUAUAUGUGUAUGUGGUAAUUCGGCUGGGGGCCACCCCUGUUAGCCUGAGCUUCCUCUCUGUCCAGGUUUAUGCUUCUUCUUCAGAGAAGGAGACUUCCAAAAAGGACUUGCUGAAAGUUGAGGAGCUGUCACUCUACUCCUCUCCAGCUCAGGAGACUAAAUAUGUGGAGAAUCCAAAAACCGAAUUGGAAGAGGGGGUUUCACAUUUACGGCAUGUUAUGGAGCCAUAUACAGCCUGGUGUCAGGACCUUUAUGCCAAAGCUAUGCCCAAAUUAGAAAAAGCUGUUGAGCAUGGUAGAGAGGGCUAUGAAUUUCUCCAAAACCCCCCUGCUGGAUUUUAUCCAAGGCUUGGUGUAAUAGGUUUUGCUGGAAUUGUUGGGUUGUUUCUUGCUAGAGGCUCAAAAAUAAAGAAGUUAGUGUAUCCUGCAGGUCUCAUGAGUAUUGGUGCCUCCAUGUAUUACCCUCAGCAAGUGGUUGCUAUUGCACAGGUUGCUGGUACACAGCUGUAUGACUGGAGUCUUCAAGGAUAUAUUGCUGUAGAAUCUCUUUGGAAGGAUAAUCCUAAGAAGAAGAAAUCUGGGAAAAAAAGUGAUAAGGGUGAUGCAGAUGGUGGCAGCCCACUGGAAAUCCAUGCUGCUUCAAAUGGAGAGCAAGCCCAGAAGUAA
Molecule: messenger RNA, 669 nt
Organism: Chaetura pelagica (chimney swift)
Lineage: Eukaryota; Metazoa; Chordata; Aves; Apodiformes; Apodidae
Gene: APOO
Product: apolipoprotein O
Exons: 8
Coding region: 1-669 (222 amino acids)
Biological process (GO): cristae formation
Cellular component (GO): MICOS complex
Source: RefSeq, a predicted model, not a curated record